AUGAUUGAAACAAAAGUUAAAAGUAACAACAGUGAAAAGCAUAACAAUAGCAUUACUUCACUUGAAAAGGCAAAUCUAUAUAGUGUAUUCGAUCAUGAAAACGUAUUGCCUUCAGUAUUACCUAUUUAUAAAGAACUAAACCAAGUUGACUUGCAAAUUCAUCAUUGGAAAAUUGAUGACUGGACUGCAUUAGACAAUCGUAGUCAUGGCCCAAUUUUUGAAGCAGCAGGAUUUCAAUGGCGUAUCUUGUUAUUUCCAAAAGGAAAUAGUCAACAUGAAAUGACUUCCAUUUAUCUUGAAGUUGUUAUGGAUACUAAAUCAAAAGAAUAUAAUAAAAAUUGGUCCGUGUGUGGCCAAUUUGCCAUUGUCAUUUCAAAUCCUGACAAUCCAAAACAUUUCUUUGCUAAUCAUGCUCAUCAUCGUUUUUGUGACGAAGAAAUUGACUGGGGCUUUACUCGUUUUCAUGAUAUCAAGUCAUUAACGAAUGGAAAAGAACCUUUUAUUAACAGUCAACAUCAAACAACUAUUUCUAUCUUUUUAAGGGUUGUUAAAGAUGAAACAGGUGUCUUGUGGCAUAAUUUGAUAAAUUAUGAUUCUCGUAAAGAAACAGGUUAUGUGGGUAUUCGAAAUCAGGGAGCAACUUGUUACAUGAAUUCAUUAAUUCAAUCAUUGUAUUUUACCAAUAUAUUUCGAAAAGCAGUUUAUAAAAUCCCAACUGAGAAAGAAGAUCCAACAAAUAGCGUCGCCUUAGCUUUACAACGCUGUUUUUAUAAUUUACAAUUUUCAGAUGAUGCCGUUAGCACAACUGAAUUAACAAAAUCAUUUGGUUGGGAUUCACUAGAUUCUUUUAUGCAACAUGACGUACAAGAGUUUAGUAGAGUUUUACAAGAUAAUUUAGAAUUAAAAAUGAAGGGUACACCAGUAGACGGUGCAGUGACUAAUAUAUUUAUGGGGAAAAUGAAAAGUUAUAUAAAAUGCAUAGAUGUUAAUUAUGAAUCCUCUCGUGUGGAAGAUUUUUACGAUAUUCAGUUAAAUGUAAAGGGUUGCAAAAAUUUAAAAGAAUCUUUUGAGAAAUAUGUAGACGUCGAAGUCAUGAAUGGAGAGAAUAAAUAUAUGGCAGAAGGUUAUGGCCUUCAAGAUGCGCAUAAAGGGGUUUUAUUUGAAAGCUUUCCUCCAGUACUUCAUCUUCAAUUAAAACGAUUUGAAUAUGACAUGCAAAGAGAUACAAUGGUUAAGAUUAACGACCAUCAUGUAUUCCCAGAUCAAAUAAAUCUUGAUGAAUUUUGUUCUACACCAUGUUUGAAAAAAGAAGAACGUAAUUAUAUUCUUCAUGGUGUACUAGUUCAUAGCGGUGAUAUAGAUGGUGGUCAUUAUUUUGCUUUAUUAAAACCUGAAAAGAAUGGGAAAUGGUUUCGAUUUGAUGACGAUCGUGUUACUCCAGUCACACUAAGAGAGGUAUUUGAAGAUAACUAUGGAGAUGAUCCUUUACGGCCAGCAAACGAAAAUGAUGAUGAUCGCCUUGAAGCGAUUUACAAAUGCUUAUAUGCUUGUAUACUUUCAAGAAUCAAAGAUAGAUGA
This is a messenger RNA of Cokeromyces recurvatus, 1578 nucleotides long. RefSeq lists its product as uncharacterized. Gene Ontology annotation, biological process: regulation of protein stability; protein deubiquitination. Gene Ontology annotation, cellular component: nucleus; cytosol. The record is from RefSeq and is a predicted model, not a curated record. NCBI's taxonomy places the organism in Eukaryota, Fungi, Mucoromycota, Mucoromycetes, Mucorales, Mucoraceae. The coding region runs from base 1 to 1578 and encodes 525 amino acids. The transcript is spliced from 11 exons. Gene Ontology annotation, molecular function: cysteine-type deubiquitinase activity; cysteine-type endopeptidase activity; protein binding.